GCGGUUUUUCUUCCGAUAUUCCGACUCUCCGAUCCGGCAUUCUCCGUUCGCAUCUGGUGCGAGUACCACGAACUGCUGAACAGCUGCCGCCGGUGGUGCUUCAUUACCCAUUUAGCCAUUCCGCUUUUGUUGGCCGCGCGAAAAACAUGAAAUUGAAAAUCAAUCUGACGUUCCUCUGUGCGACACUCGUCGGCCUCCUGUCCAUCAUCCUAUUGACACAGACCGCGCAAAUCGAGGCCUUUGGAGGCGGCAGUUCGGCCAAUGGGGCAGUGGUGUCAUGCAAAGAGCUGAACAAUGUCAACUGCUAUGUGGGCCGGAAUGAGGGAAACUUUUGCAGCAGCAAGGAUAAGACCAAGGCCGUAACUCGUUGGUAUUUCGACAAGGGCCACUGCAAGCCCUUCAACUACAAAGGCUGCAAUGGCAAUCGCAAUCGUUUCUGCUCACAGGAUAGCUGCGAAUCGCGCUGCGGCGAUUGAUUAUAGGAUUACUGGAUAUAUCCCUACGUACUUAGUCGAUAAGUUUGUACGCGUAUGUUUAGACUAAGAGCAAAUAGAGAUCGCAUCGCACACUUAGCAAAAAUAAUAUUUCAUUUAAUAAAGCAUAUUUUUUGGUUCAAAAUGUA
Molecule: messenger RNA, 622 nt
Organism: Drosophila eugracilis
Lineage: Eukaryota; Metazoa; Arthropoda; Insecta; Diptera; Drosophilidae
Product: BPTI/Kunitz domain-containing protein 5
Exons: 2
Coding region: 147-476 (109 amino acids)
Molecular function (GO): serine-type endopeptidase inhibitor activity
Source: RefSeq, a predicted model, not a curated record